This is a messenger RNA of Helobdella robusta, 993 nucleotides long. RefSeq lists its product as hypothetical. The coding region runs from base 1 to 993 and encodes 330 amino acids. Lineage: Eukaryota; Metazoa; Annelida; Clitellata; Rhynchobdellida; Glossiphoniidae. The transcript is spliced from 3 exons. The record is from RefSeq and is a predicted model, not a curated record.
AUGGAUGGAAUGAAACGUCACCAGAUUACUGCAUCACUGCCUAGAAAUUCCGGAGAUUCAAAAAGAAGUGUUGACAUUUUGGACGAAGAUGACAAGUUUUUGAACAGUGGAAGCAACUUUUCCCAACACAAACAACGCAACAAGUACCGAUACUUUCAUGAUGACAAUCAUGCGAGUGUGGUUGGAGUUAACGAUAACAAAUUGUAUCGACACCAAAUUAUGUCAGCCCAGAAAAAGUUGGCCCAACAAACUCAACAAAGUUUUCCAACUUCAGCAACGGUUCGUAAAACGAGAUCCAAUAGUUUCCACGAAGAUCGUGACCAAUCAGAUGAUCUGACGUCAGAUCCGGAAGUAGCUCUAAGGUUGUUGCAACAUCAGAACAGAAGACAGCGUUGCAGGCUAAAUGAAAUUCAACAAGAAAAUUUCAUGCUCCUAAAACUGAGCAGCACGAACAACGACAAACCUUCCAACCUGAACAGGAGAAGCGAUUUUUUUUCAGCGUUGAACCAGCACCUCGGCUGCAGACUGGAUCUCCUCAACAACAAGAUCGACUCUCAACAGUUGGUCAUUGACUCCAUGAAUGAGCAGUACCAGCAACAACUCGCCAUGCCCAACCAUCUGAAGCACUUCGAUGUUGCCAUGUUGCAGAAACUCUUCAACGAACAGUCCGUCAUCGAUCAGUGCAACAAAACCAGCAAUUUUGUUCGGACCAUCUUCAAUUCAUCGGAGAUUUUUUUAUCUGCUCCUCCCUACAGCAACUUCAACUUCAGCAACUUCAACUUCAGCAACUUCAACUUCAGCAACUUCAAGAUAUUUUUCAACUUUACCGUAUCCAACCCCUUGUCAAAACGUAUUAUACAUAACUUCAUCCGAAAAGAACUUUUGAAAAUUAAAAUUUUUGAUGCUUUAGUUAAUAUAAAACUUUAUAUCAACAGUUUCAAUUUUCAAGUUAUUCAGCUGAGAUUAAACAUAGCUCAUGCAAAAAAGCUCUAA